AUGGAGAAUGGUGGAGGCUCGAAACUAACCGGGAUUAAGCAAAUUGCGAGACUAAAAGAAAUAAUUCAUAAAUGGCGAAGUGUCACAAUCGGCUCAAAAACUCCCCGCCUGAAAAUGGAAGAAACCAAUGGUAGCAUAUCACCAAUAAUUCACAGAAGAAUAACACAUAUCAUAAAUUGUGACUCUGAUGAGGAAAGCUGCAAAAGUCCAGAACCACCACAUGAUGUGCCAAAAGGUUACUUGGCGGUCUACGUUGGCCCCGAGCUUCGACGGUUCAUUAUUCCAACUAGCUACCUUAGCCAUUCCCUAUUUAAAAUGUUGCUUGAAAAGGCUGCUGAGGAAUUCGGAUUUGAUCAGAGCGGCGGGCUCACGAUACCGUGUGAGAUUGAGACCUUUAAAUAUCUUCUCAAAUGCAUUGAGGCCCAAGAGAAAGAAGAACAGCAUGAUGACAGCUUGUCUGGAAACUCAGAAACAGGAGAAUCCUUGGAAGAGUAA
Messenger RNA from Lathyrus sativus (Indian pea), 495 nucleotides. The record is from the annotation of a GenBank genome assembly. Lineage: Eukaryota; Viridiplantae; Streptophyta; Magnoliopsida; Fabales; Fabaceae.